Mercenaria mercenaria is the source of this 569-nucleotide messenger RNA. Its product is annotated as monocarboxylate transporter 10-like. Bases 32 to 436 code for a protein of 134 amino acids. The record is from RefSeq and is a predicted model, not a curated record. NCBI's taxonomy places the organism in Eukaryota, Metazoa, Mollusca, Bivalvia, Venerida, Veneridae. The transcript is spliced from 2 exons.
UACGUGUUUAUUGGUUGUUUGCGGCACAGUGAUGAUACUUCUACCAUUACUGCAAAAUAAAGUCUGGAUACUGUUUAUGUCUGCUAUAUUAGGAAGCACGUAUUGUGUAACCGGUGGUUACACGCCGGACGUAAUAUUGAAGCUAGUCGGACUUGAAAACAUUUCGGAUGGUCUUGGUUUUGGACAAGUUGCCAAAGCUUUAGGAAGUACUAUUGCUGGACCACUAGCUGGAUUAUUGUUUCAAUGGAGUAGGCCCUAUGAAACAUCUUUCUACGUCGGCGGCAGUGUUUUUAUAGGAAGCUGUCUGCUGAUGAUCCCUAUCAUAACGUCAUUAAGAAGGCAGAGGACGUAUCGGCAAAAAACAGCACACAAUACUGUCAAACAUGUUAUUCCAGGUACAGACGAAAGUGCCGAAAUACAGCUGCAUCAGCUAUAGUUUCAAUUUGUUGAUCUCCGAACGUAUGUUUGAGUUCAAAAUAAAUAAGCACGUGUCGCUAGGACUGUAACGACAUUUUAGUGCUUGAACUUAUAGAUAUUAGAAUACUUUCACUGCCUCUUAUCAGAUACAU